Molecule: messenger RNA, 1044 nt
Organism: Chionomys nivalis (European snow vole)
Lineage: Eukaryota; Metazoa; Chordata; Mammalia; Rodentia; Cricetidae
Gene: C4H15orf61
Product: chromosome 4 C15orf61 homolog
Exons: 2
Coding region: 55-528 (157 amino acids)
Source: RefSeq, a predicted model, not a curated record
CCCCAAGGGCGCGCCCCCAGGGGCCCGGGGCCUGCUCCUCGGCCUGGCCCGGGCAUGGAGGCCCUACGGAGGGCCCACGAGGCCGCGCUGCGGCUGCUGCUGUGCAGGCCCUGGGCCGUGGGCGCCGCCUCCCGCCCGAAACCCCGCGCCUCGGAGGUGCUGACGCGGCACCUGCUGCAGCGGCGCCUCCCGCACUGGACCUCCUUCUGCGUGCCCUACAGCGCGGUCCACAACGACCAAUUCGGCCUGUCGCACUUCAACUGGCCCGUGCCGGGCGCCAACUACCACGUCCUGCGCACCGGCUGCUUCCCCUUCAUCAAGUACCACUGCUCCAAAGCGCCUUGGCAGGACCUGGCCGGGCAGAACCGCUUCUUCACGGCGCUCAAGGUCAUCAAUCUGGGUAUUCCAACCUUAUUAUAUGGACUUGGCUCCUGGUUAUUUGCCAGAGUCACAGAGACUGUUCAUACCAGUUACGGACCAAUAACAAUUUAUUUUCUAAAUAAAGAAGAUGAAGGUGCCAUGUAUUGAAAAUGUGUAUUGGAAAAUACAAAUGUCAAUGAAUUUGUUCCAUACAUGUGUGUGUGAAAUAUUUAUUUUUGAUUCUUUAAAAUAAAAUGCUGACAAACACCUUUGUCUUUCUAUGGUGUGUGUGUGUGUUUUUAAGGUAAAUCACUAUUCCCUAAAGGGAAGCUUUUUCUACAUUAUUAUAUAUUUUGUAUCGUCUAACUAAUGGGAACUACAAACACAUGUGACUUCACUCCUGUUUCCCUAGAACUAGAUUAAACUACAGGUAAAAAGGAGUGGAUGAACACAGAUUCUAAGGCUGGAUAUUAGCAAUGAUGGUAAAUACUUAGUGGAGAUGAUACGGUGUCAUUGACAAGUUCAAAAUAGGUAAGAAUCUGAUUGCGACUGAAAACUUAAGCAUCCAAGUGUUAAGAUUUUGCAUGGAAGUGAUUUUUGUUUAUUUUUUAAGCGUUUAUAGUAUUUAUCUGGACCGAGUAGUAGGAAUAAAGUGCAGUUGUACACCUGUGACCCCAGAACUGG